Molecule: messenger RNA, 1646 nt
Organism: Hevea brasiliensis (rubber tree)
Lineage: Eukaryota; Viridiplantae; Streptophyta; Magnoliopsida; Malpighiales; Euphorbiaceae
Product: UV-B-induced protein At3g17800, chloroplastic
Exons: 4
Coding region: 163-1425 (420 amino acids)
Source: RefSeq, a predicted model, not a curated record
AGCUUUGGAUUUCUCAAAAAAAAAAAAGGUUUGGACGGCAAACAGCAGUGGCAAAAGCGUAGUUAACUGAAAUUGGAGGGGCUGUUGAUCUCAUACCACACAAGUGCAAAGCUAAUCAGAAAGAGGGGCGUAUUUCAUCUCUCUUCUCAAAAAGAACUGAAGAUGGAAGCAGCUGCAGCAGCCGCGGCUGUUGUUGGAUCUUCGUUUAGGAUUCAUAGACCUGCAACUUCUGUUGGGGGAUCGGUGUUUCUCGCUGCCAAUGGCCCCCAUUUUGUGCGUUUUUCUAUCAAAUAUGACUUCCCAACUAAUAAGCAUUGUUCCUUAGUUUCAUAUGGAAAAUCGGGGCAUAGAAGAGUGGGUUUUGGAAGGGGGAUAUCUGCAAUAGUAAGAGCGUCAUCAUCGUCACCGCCUUCAGAUUCUUCUGGGUCACUAGCUCCAAUAGCACCGCUUCAGUUCGAGUCCCCUAUAGGGCAGUUCUUAUCUCAAAUCUUGAUUACUCAUCCACAUCUUGUACCAGCAGCAGUUGAGAAACAGCUAGAGCAGUUCCAAACUGACCGUGAUGCAGAUAAAGAGAAGGAAGAGCCUGGCACUGAUUUAGUAUUGUACAGGAGAAUUGCCGAGGUGAAGGCCAAUGAAAGGAGAAAAGCUUUAGAAGAGAUUUUGUAUGCGUUGGUUGUGCAGAAAUUUAUGGAUGCUAAUGUUUCUUUGAUACCCACAAUAGCCCCCUCUUCUGCUGACCCAUCUGACCGUGUGGAUAAGUGGCCAAGCCAAGACGAGAAGCUCAAGCAACUUCACUCUCCUGAAGCAUAUGAGAUGAUUCAGAACCAUCUAGCUCUCAUUUUGGGAAACAGGGCAGCAGAUUCAACUACAGUAGCACAGAUAAGCAAACUAAGGGCUGGACAGGUGUAUGCAGCAUCUGUGAUGUAUGGAUACUUCCUCAAGCGUGUUGAUCAGAGGUUUCAGCUUGAGAAGACAAUGAAAAUCCUUCCUAACGUAGUGGAUGAGGGAGGUAGUAAUGUUCAACAAGAUAUGAAAUCUAGUCGCGGAGAGGAUGCCUUUCAAGCUGUGUCUUCCCACCCAGAAGCCUGGGCCGGUAGUAUCAGUCCAGGGGGAUUUGGUCAUAGCAUAAAGUCCUCUCGACUGCGAAGUUAUGUGAUGUCCUUUGAUGGAGAGACACUUCAGAGACAUGCAACAAUAAGAUCCAAAGAGGCAAUUAGCAUCAUUGAGAAGCACACAGAGGCCUUGUUUGGAAGACCAGAAAUUGUGAUAACUCCUCAAGGGACCAUUGACUCUUCCAAGGAUGAACUUGUGAAGAUCAGCUUUGGUGGUUUGAGGAGACUUGUUUUGGAGGCUGUGACUUUUGGUUCAUUCCUCUGGGAUGUUGAGAGCUAUGUGGAUUCAAGGUACCAUUUUGUUAUGAACUGAGGAAUUCUUGCCUGGAUUCCUGUUAAAGCAAAUUUGUGUCAAGAGGUACAACUAACGGAAUUUAAAUGUCAUAAGUGAGAGUAAAUUACUAAAUUCGGUGAUAACAUCCUAGUAAUUGUACUGAUAUUUUUGUUCAUAGUUUUGUUAAUGUAAUUUCUUGUUUUAGUUUGCAUGGUGAAACGGAGAUGGCUAUAUGAAAUUCGUUUUACUAUCUUUCAUUA